Messenger RNA from Pantherophis guttatus, 2574 nucleotides. RefSeq names its product enoyl-CoA hydratase domain containing 3 (gene ECHDC3). Lineage: Eukaryota; Metazoa; Chordata; Lepidosauria; Squamata; Colubridae. The record is from RefSeq and is a predicted model, not a curated record. Gene Ontology annotation, molecular function: hydro-lyase activity. Gene Ontology annotation, cellular component: mitochondrion.
GCCAUGGCCGCUGCAGCCGUCCGAGGGGGGCUUUGCGGGGCGAAGGUGGCGCGGCUCGUCCUGGGCAGCCGGACGGCUUCGACCGGCAACCCCGCAGCCCCAACGCCCGAUGGGCAGCGCCAGCAGGAGCAGCGAGGGAAGCUCACCCGCGUGUGGCAGAGCGAAGGCAUCAGGAAUAUUGUCCUGAGCAACCCUGGGAAAAGGAAUGCGCUUUCCCUCUCCAUGCUGAAGUCCCUCCGUCAGGAUAUUUUGCAGGAUAUUGACAGCCCCGAUCUGCGCAUCAUUAUCAUUUCAGCUGAAGGUCCUGUGUUCUCCUCUGGACAUGACUUGAAGGAACUGAGUCCGAAGGAAGACCCAAAACAGCACAUGGACAUCUUUAAAACCUGUUCAGAGGUCAUGACGUUGCUUCCAAAGCUACCUGUACCCGUGAUUGCCAAAGUGAAUGGCCUUGCCACAGCCGCCGGUUGCCAGCUGGUGGCCAGCUGUGACAUUGCCGUGGCCAGCGAGAAGUCCAAGUUCGCCACCCCUGGAGUGAACGUGGGUCUCUUCUGUUCAACGCCCGCGGUAGCCAUUGGAAGAUCUCUGCCUAAAAAGGUGGCACUGGAGAUCCUCUUCACCGGACAGCCCAUCACAGCUCAGGAUGCCCUUCUCCACGGACUCAUCAGCCGAGUUGUACCUGAGGAGCAGCUGGAAAGCGAGACUCUAAAAAUUGCCCAAAAGAUUUGCCAAAGCAGCCGGGCUGUGUUAGCUCUGGGGAAGGCCACUUUUUACAAACAGAUGGAACACGAUAUUAGCACGGCCUACCAGAUAGCUUCACAAGUCAUGGUGGACAACCUGGCUCUGAAGGAUGGACAGGAAGGAAUUGAGGCCUUUGUUUCUAAACGCAAACCCAACUGGUUCCAUUCUUGAAAGAAAACAUUUCCAAGGAACAUCUAGGACAGUGCUUCUCAACCGUGACAACGUGAAGAUGUGUGGACUUCAACUCCCAGAAUUCCCCAGCCAGCUGGCUGGGGAAUUCUGGGAGUUGAAGUCCACACAUCUUCACGUUGCCACGGUUGAGAAGCAUUGAUUUAAGAUCUUUAAGAGCCUUUUAUUUGGUCAAUAGAGCCAGUUUUGGGUUUCCCAAACCUGCUUUGAAAAUCCUAGGACUUUCAGCUUGCUUUACAGGAUCCCUUAUCGGCGUACGAAUAUUGGUUUAAAAAGGAUCUUGCACUCUUGUCUGUCCUAAUCACUUCCUUCAGGCACUCUGAUUUGUGAAAUAAAAAUGGCCUGUGUAUUUCCACAACGCCCUUCACCGGCUGCCUUGUAGAUGCUGUAUUCGUACAACAUCCUUAUUAUUUAAUGACCCCAUAAUCCCUUGAAGGGAGAGUCCGGGCAAUUGAAUGGAGCUAGCAGAGCAUUUAAUAGCCGGAUGCCCUUCCUGUUGCCAAUGCGGAGUUCUGUUCAGCAGAUAUAUUCUCAUUGUGCCCAGAGAGAGGGAAAUAUCUGCCUCUACCUAGGAUUGAACUCAUAGCCUCCUGAUUGUGAGGCGAGAGCUGCACCUCUAGGCCACCACAUCUCUCUUGUAUUUGUACAACAUGCUAAACUGAAUUAGCAUGAUUUGGUUAUUUUCUUCUCGUUCGGUGGAAUGUGUGAAUCCAGACCGUUGGAUUAAUAUAUGAUUUAAGGCAGUGGUUUCUUUUUUCAACUUGGCAACUUGGUGUAGACUUUCCUUUGUGUACAUUUGGCACAAUGUGUGGACUUCAAUUCCCAGAAUACCCCAACCAGCACGCUAGGAGUUGAAAUCCUCACUUUUUAAAGUUGCCAAGUUUGAAAAACACUGCUUUAAGCUAUCAUGUGAAUCCUGAAAACGGAUUAAUACAGUAAGUAGAUUUAGGUAUGUUGUACAAAUCCACACACUAUAUUGGAUGAUGUUAAAAAGAGCAGAGAUGCAUAGUUGCCAAAAUUACAAAGUCUACAUGUACUACUAUGUGGUUAUGAAUUUAAUAGUUAAAUGUUAUUUCAAUUAUAACAGAAUGUGAUUGAUGGUGCUAUACCAUUGUUUUGCCUAAUCACAAUUUACUAAAUAAUCCACCAUAUCUGAAUGGACUAGUAUAUUAAACCAAAAUCUGGGCAAACAUAUAUUGGCUUAAUUGAAUUCCUCCAGUACCUAUGGCUUAUAAGGAUGUAAGGUGUUAUAUAUUGACCUACCCAAAGGGGAGAAUGUUAGGAAAUGAGUAUUACCUACCUUGUUGGGUUGGCAAUAUAUAAACCAUCAAUAUAGCUUUAAGACUGCUGUAUUGCAUCAUACUGUGUCCUGAUUGGUUAGCUCUGUAGCCAAUCUCCUUAAGAGGGAGCUAGAAACAUGGUUUGUUUCUCUUUGCUGUUCUUGCUCUCUGAUAUCUCUGUAUGCUACUGUUUGCAAAUCCAGAAAAACUGUUUAUUGUGAAUGACUACGACAACUGGUAAGAAGACUUUGUUAUUGGAUUAUCCCUGGAUUGUCGUUUUGCUAUCUCCUGCUUUAUAUGUGUAUGACCUGGAUUGUUUAUUGGACUGUGCCUUACUAUUUCCUGAAAGUAAACACAACUCAGUGUA